Molecule: messenger RNA, 501 nt
Organism: Fraxinus pennsylvanica
Lineage: Eukaryota; Viridiplantae; Streptophyta; Magnoliopsida; Lamiales; Oleaceae
Source: the annotation of a GenBank genome assembly
AUGGCUGAAUCCAAAAGUGUUAGUGUCCCUUUGGCUAAUCAUUUUAAACUAUCAAAUGAUUUAUGUCCUAAAACUAAAGAAGAGUUUGAAAGGAUGGCACAAGUGCCUUAUCAUAAUGCAGUUGGGUCUGUUAUGUAUCUCAUGGUGUGCUCUAAACCUGAUUUGGCAUAUUCUAUAAGUGUUUUGAGUAGAUAUAUGGCAAAUCCAGGUGAGACACAUUGGGACGCCAUGAAGUGGCUUCUUAGGUACAUUAAGGGGACCUCAAACUUAGGGAUUCAGUUUAGAAAACAAGCUGAAAGUGUUAUUUUGAAAGGAUUUACUGAUUCUGAUUAUGCAGGUGAUAGGAUUAAUAGAAAAUCUACUUCUUCAUACAUGUAUACUUUGUGCAAUUCUUGCACAAGCUGGAAAUCCCAACUUCAAAAGAUUGUGGCUUUGUCUUCAACUGAGAUUGAAUACAUUACAGCCACCGAUGCCAUCCAAGAAGGAAUUUGGUUAAAAUGA